UAGAAGUGAGAAAUCUUAUCUGGCAAUACAGUAGGCAUUGAAGGGACUGACGUUUCCUCGUUUGACCUGACAACCGCCUAAUGGGACCACAAGUGUCAUUAUAGGUGAGCAAAGUAAGGUGGAAGGGAAUGUACCUUUGGUUGAAGUGAAGUUUAACAAUUCCUUUGCGUUAUGGCGUUAUCGGUCUCGAAUUUCCUAAAACAACAGAACCUAACGCGAUACCUGCAUACUACUACGGCAUGCAAUGAAAUCAGGAAACUAGCGCGACUGCGGGUAGUUGACAAUAGUGAUAUAGGUAAACGUUCUAUGGCGGAGGGCAAACCGCCCCGAUGUAUUCACGUGUAUAAUAAAAAGGGUGUUGGGAUGAUAGGCGACAAAGUCCUGGUAGCCAUAAAAGGUGAAAUGAAGAAAGGAAUAUUGGUUGGUCUCAAACAAAAUCAAAAGCCAAAAAUACCGAAGUUCGAUAGUAAUAAUCUGGUUCUCAUCGAUGACAAUGGAUCUCCGUUAGGCACCAGGAUUCAUGUACCCAUUCCUGUAGUAUUGCGAACAAUUUUAAAAGAGAAGAAUACAGCAAAAGGCUCAGAUUAUACUAAACUACUGGCCAUAGCAACAAAACUCGUGUAGCUUACUAUAUGUAAGAAAGAAAUACAUUGUUGUUUAUUAAGAAACA
Messenger RNA from Hermetia illucens (black soldier fly), 670 nucleotides. It is a transcript of the gene mRpL14, whose product is annotated as 39S ribosomal protein L14, mitochondrial. The transcript is spliced from 2 exons. The record is from RefSeq and is a predicted model, not a curated record. Gene Ontology annotation, cellular component: mitochondrion; ribosome. Lineage: Eukaryota; Metazoa; Arthropoda; Insecta; Diptera; Stratiomyidae. Bases 172 to 624 code for a protein of 150 amino acids. Gene Ontology annotation, biological process: translation. Gene Ontology annotation, molecular function: structural constituent of ribosome.